CCCACCCCUCCGGCGCAAACAACGACCCUGUAAUCGGUUAUCGAGGGUCUGCGGCGACAGCAAGUGCGUUUAGCCGUGUUGUCCUGGCGUUAUUGCAACACUGCAAGCGUAACAGCGUGUUGUUUGCUUUCUGAGGUCACACUGAAUGUGUGUUGUUUCCCCGACAAACGGUAGGAGGGCGCAGACGGAGCGGAGCGAGCAGCCAGCCGACACAUUGUUUUGAGCAGGCUAGCUAACUUUUGCAGAGUUUAAUCGCCAUACUGGUCGUUUCAUAACCCUUUGAAGUGAAGCUGGUAACACCAACUCGGUUAAAAUGGUGACUCUCUCGGCCCUGGUUAGACCUCUGGUUUCGCAUCUUCACCGACAGCUCGUCAGGCAAGCCAAGAGUCACCGGAUAACGCCUGUCAGAAGAUGUAACCUGACUGCGUGCUCAAGCAAAUAUGUGCUGUCUCAGAUGCAUCCCAUGUGGCAGGGACCCCUUGCGGUACCAGGAGGGGAUCGUCAGUCUCCGAUUGAUAUUGUCGUACGAAAGAGCAUCUUCGAUUCGGAGCUGAAGCCUCUGGUUACCAAAUACGACCCACAGACCUGCCAGCAAAUCUGGAACAACGGUUACUCCUUUCUGGUCGAGUAUGACGACACUACAGACAAGUCCACGCUACAAGGGGGCCCCCUGCAAGACAAAUUUAGGCUUUGCCAGUUCCACUUCCACUGGGGUGAGACCAACGGCUGGGGCUCUGAGCACACUGUGGACAAGAGGCUGUUCCCCGCUGAGCUCCACUUGGUCCACUGGAACUCUGAUAAGUACAGUCUGUUUGAGGAGGCAGUGAUGGAGGAUAACGGGCUGGCUGUCAUUGGAGUUUUUCUAAAGGUAGGAAAGAGACACGAGGGGCUGCAGAAACUGGUAGAUGCUCUGCCUGCAAUCAGACACAAGGGCAGUGUGGUAGAGUUUACCCGGUUCGACCCUGGCUGUCUGUUACCCUCCAACACUGAAGACUACUGGACGUACCACGGCUCUCUGACCACACCUCCUCUGACAGAGUCCGUCACCUGGAUCAUUAUGAAACAGCACAUAGAAGUCAGCCAUGACCAGCUGGCUGUCUUCCGGAGCCUUCUGUUCACCUCAGCCGAGGAAGAUGCGCAGAAGAGCAUGGUGAACAACUUCCGUGUGCAGCAGCCUCUCCGGGGGCGCGCCGUCCGCUCCUCCUUCACACCCUUCCUGCAGGAGGCGCCAUAAGCUGAAAGCGACAAGCGCCACCACUGACGCUGCUGGAUCCUUUCGUCUUCUCUUAGAGUAACGCACACAGUGACCACUGUUUUUUUUUUUUUUUCUCUUCAGUCCAUCAGAAUGUGUUGCUGCUCAUCAGCAUCUGAUGCUGGAAGCAGGUUUGGAAGUAUGCAGGCAGACUGUUUCUGAUUAGCAGAAAGUUUUUAUUUUCUUUCAGAUUUUUGGUUUGACAUUUUCAGACCAUUAACCAAUAAGGGAUGCUUGCUGAAUGGUAUUUAUCAUAUAGUUACAGUUCCCCCCAGUUACUGCAGCUCAGUGUGGAGAGUCACACUGAGCUGCAGGUAAUAACUCCACAGCAGUGUGUGCUGUCCACAGUCGUAACUACAGCAGAGAGUGCUCAGAUCUCCUCGCUGUGAUGUUUUUAUCCAUAUAAGGAGCCUGGAGCUGUGGUACGUUUACAACACAAUGCCCAGGAGAUUUUACCGAACUGUCAGGGGAAUGGGCCUCCCCAGUAAAACGGUAAAACAUCAGUGUUUUACCGUUUGUACCACAAUGUCACUUUUUAAAAAUUCUUGUGCAUCAUUUGUUGGAUUUACUGUUGUUCAUUUCUUUAUUUUUUGCCAUCUACACACUUUAAAACGGUUGCUGUCUUCAGCUGUUACAAAGAGAUUAUACUAUAUACAGAACAUCUGACAUCUAGAAACCUGUGUUUGAUUCAGAGAUCUUAUAAUUUCAAGAGAGCUUGAAAACUCUCUCUAAGCCUUCGUUCUUCUACAUAGAACUUGUGUUGCUGAUACGCACAAUCAUGCCUGGUUACUAAAGCACAUGCGUGCACCCUGAUCGACCCAGGGUGCACGCACUGGUCCCAAGCCUGGUGCACCCAGUUCUCUUCCAUUACUCUGUCUUACAUUGUUCUUGGACACCAUAACCACAGUGCCUUUUAACGUUCUCUCUAUGACUCACUGCUCUUUUGAGCAUCACCCCCACCUCUCACAUUGUACAGUGGUUGGUGGUCACUCACAGAAAUGGUGGAGGCUGUGAUCCUCACCUCGUUUGUCUUUCAGACAGGUGUACUAUGAAGCAAGAAGUCAGUUUUCAGAGAGGUAGCGCUCUUUAAGUCACUGUUGCAACUUACGGUGAACUCCUGGUCUGCCGCAAAAUGCUCCACAUAGUCACAGGAAUUUACUUGCAUUCAGUUGGUUGUACAAAAAUAAAUAUUCUUAUUAUUGAUCCUAUUCAGCUGCCAAGUCUGUCAAAGUAUAUUCAGUCAGAAAUCUCCACGUCUCUUUCAUUGCGCUGUGGGCCGGCGUCAGGCCUGAACGCACAGGUGUAAAAGCUUUAAAGUUUCAGAGCUCUAAAGUGCAGCUGCCACGUUAGCGUGAAGAUAUAUUUGCAUAUGAAUUCAAAUGAACGAUUUUCUUCAGCAUUGGGCUCUGGCCUUACUGCCAACAUUACUGUUGCUUUUAUUGAUCUCUAAAUAAAGCAGGCUGGCACUCCAUUGAUCCAUUUUGUCUGGAAAAAAAGGGUCAAGUGACACAUCAAGCAGCUCUUUUUAUGUGACUGCGCAGGAGCUGAAGGAGGCGUCCCGGGUUAACACAAAUUUAUAAUCACCGUUGUGAUACCUGCUAUCUUUGACAGGAGUUUUAUGCUUUGAGCCAGCUAACACACAAAAAAGCCUGGAUAGGUUAAACUUGCUUCAUCGUACACUCCUGACUGAAUCAGGCUGUCAUUGUGUAUGUGUGUGUGGGGGGGUCCUUCUAGUGCACUUUGUUGUAUUGUAACAGGAUUAAUUGUGUUAAAGUGAUAGAACAAAUCAGUUUGUUGUUUUCAGAGGGGAACAGGUUUAAAGUUACAAUUAUAUUUGCAAUGAAAUGUAACGCAGAAUCUCUAAACUGUGCUGUUUGGAUUGGCCACAGGGGAACAUAUUGGCUACAGUGUUGCAACAUGCUUCUGUUUUUCUAUAUCUAGGUUCCACUAUUUGAGUUUAACCUGAUGUACUCUAUCCAGAGGGGACCUGUUAUGGGUGUUUCCAGCAACAUAUUUUAAUUCUUGGGCAACUUUGGGUGAUUCAUGGUGCAGAUUGAUACUUAUCUUGUACCAGGCCAGGUUGCUUAAGAGCUUUAGGGCUUAACUUUCUUCUGACUGGCUGCCCAGAAGGUUGGUGGGGCUUCUGCACUCUGAGAGCUGUGUGCCCCAUCACCUGUGACAUCGUCCAGACCCAGAAGUAAGUUUCUGGCCAUGUUGAAUAUGAGCAUUCAUUAUUGUAGCAUUAAUAUGACAGAAUAUGAGUAAAAGCAUAGCAGCUUUAAAGCUCUAAACUACACAGACUCACUGCAGGGCUGAGGGUUUUGAAAUCAGGUGUGAGCUUAAUGCAACAUUGCAUCAUCAAGAAAGGUUUGGCAGUAGUUCUGCUUUGGCUCAUGUCCCACUGCUGCGGUACGCUGGCAGAAUCGGACAGUGCAGCACUGUUAGAAAGUUUGAGGUAAAGACGAGCUAGAAGGAGGGCUCUGGCAGAAGGAAACAUGCAUGCAAAGACUUGUCUGGCUCUGAGAUCGGUUGUACUUCAGGACUGCAAAUGCUGCAUUAGAAGCUCGAACAUUACACCAUAUCUGGCCACUUUUAGCGUCAUCUGCGUGUAAAGGUUUUGUUCCCCAGUGACCUACAGUUGCGCUGAAGCGAGACGAGAGGUCACGGUUGUCUUAAUAAUCCCUCUGUAACAAUGCAACUGUCCAAACUGGGCCUCCUCCCGGCAGCGACGCUCACAUGAGGCAUAAACGCACCGCUCCAUCUCCCCAGCGGGUCCUCCGUCGGCUCCCCGGUUGAGGCCGAGCAUGAAGCUGCAGAGUGACUGCUUCAGUGGAUGUGCAUUGAAAGGAUGCGAUGUGCACUGGGUGACGUUAACUGGUUGUGAAGGCUGCAGGCUGGCUGGAUAAACACUGGAGGGGCCGCAGAAAGCUGAAGUGAAGUUGAAAUGGAAUUUGAUGAGGUUGUGUUCUUGGGUUUUUUUUCUUCUUCUGUGUUCAAUGUAUUGUACUAACAUGGAGACAAGGGACCCAGUGCUGCCUUCAUCUUGUACAGAUGUAUUUGAAUUGUUCAUCAUCAUCUGCCUUUGUUUUUCAUGGCUUUUUUUUUACUCAUGUUGUAGCCUUUUUUUUAAUUACAGUGCUAUUAAUAUUAACAUAUUGUAAUGCACAUGUUCAGUCAGUGGAAAACGGAUUAUUUAAAUGGAUUGUUCCAUCAAAAUUUGGGGCACUAGAAAUCCGUUUACGGUGCUUUUUUUCAUUGAUGGGUAAAAAUGAUACAUUUUUGCAUCAAUUGCAUCUAAAGGCAUAUAAAGUCUUCCUCUCCUUGCAUUUUUCCCCCAUAUCAUUACAUGCUUUUCUAAUCAUAGAUGUACUACAGAUCCUGUUGUACUUUCCUGUUCUUCUGUAGCUCCCUGUGAUGUUUUAGCAGGUGUAUGUGUAUAGUUUACACACUGUGUGCAGUACGUAUUUUAGCUGUUUAUUUGCUGAGUGUGUGUAGCCCACAUUCCUGCCCUGCGGGGACCUGCUAGGCCGUCCAGCAGUGCACGCUGGAAGACCCUCCUGUUACUCGGGGUGAUGCUGUAAGCCACCUAGCAUCGAUGGAAAUAUGAUUUUAAAUAAACUGACAUUAAUAAAUAUUGUAAAACAAUAAAGUGUAAUAUGAUGUA
Archocentrus centrarchus (flier cichlid) is the source of this 4916-nucleotide messenger RNA. RefSeq names its product carbonic anhydrase Va (gene ca5a). The record is from RefSeq and is a predicted model, not a curated record. NCBI's taxonomy places the organism in Eukaryota, Metazoa, Chordata, Actinopteri, Cichliformes, Cichlidae. Gene Ontology annotation, molecular function: zinc ion binding; carbonate dehydratase activity. The transcript has 7 exons. Bases 314 to 1234 code for a protein of 306 amino acids. Gene Ontology annotation, cellular component: mitochondrion; cytoplasm.